AUGGGCUACAAUGGGGUCACGCCAUGUGAGGAUGGACUGAGGGAACUGGCUGUCGAUAGCCUGGAGACAGGGAAAGAAGACGGCCGCCAGGCGGUGGACCACAUCUGUCUCCAGAGAGCAGAAUUAGGGAAGCAACAGAUCCUGGGCUUUCUCCAGCUUCAAAAUGGGCAGAAGCCCGUGGGAGAUGCCUCCUUCAGGGCUGUGGGGACGCAGGAGUUGGAUGCAAAAGGAACUUGGACCACUGCCACUGUGUUUGUUUCUGCUCACCUGGAGUUUUGCAUCCAUCCUUGGGCUCAGCAAUUUAACCAAGUGUCCAGCCCCCAGUUGGAUGCCACGGUUUUGCAGCUUUUGAAGACUGAGUCUUCCCCAGAGGCACUGAGAACACAGCUUCUUCAAAAGGCUAAUUUCUUUCUGGAAGGAAAUCACCUGUACUACAAGGGCAGAGGUAAGAAGCAGAAGAUUCUGUUUACCCUGGAGGAGAAGAGACAAGCGUUCCUGGAAGCCCACAUCUCAGAGCAAGGCCACCUGGGCAUCCGGAAGACCGGGGGCAAUGUCACCAAGUCCUACUACUGGCCUGGGGUGGUUUUUGACUCCCGGAAAUGGGUCAAGGAAUGUAAGAAAUGCCAGAAGGAGAAGUUAGCAGAGAAAGAGAAAGAGAAAGAGAGCCGCUCCUCCAAGGGGAUGGGGAAAACUGAGUCCUUCAAGAAAGCCAAGCCCACCCGCGCUCCUAAGAAAGAAGGCACCACAACAACACCUAAGGCAGACCCAGCCUUGCCACUGAAGGCGAAGAAGGCGCCCCAAAGGGAGCUGCCUGCGGCCCAGGCCAGAGGUCUGUUCCAUCUCAUUGGCCUUCAGCUGGUGGGGCCCAUGAAGCAGACGGCGCAGGGGGCUCGCUUCAUCUUCGUGGUCGUAGACCACUUCACUCGAUGGGUCGAGGCUGCCCCCAUGAAGACCUGCUCCCCUGAGGAGACGGCUGAACAGGUGCUCAAGUUGGUGUAUCGAUUUGGCUUCCCAGAAAGGAUCAUCAGUACCCAGUGCGGCGGCUUUGUCCAACAGCUGAAUCAGAUUCUGAGAGCAGAAACAAAGAUCAAGUGCGACCUGAUUGUCGUCUAUCACCCCCAAACACACGGGCUCCUGGAGAAAACCAACUCAUUUGUGAGGAGGGGGCCACCUCAUGCCUUGGCCCUGGUGCUGUCUGCCCACUCGUGUGUGGCCUUGGAGGAAAUCUGGGAGGUGGAGGCAUCCAGCUGCUUGGCAGCCAGGCAUUUUCUGUCUCCCACCCUCAGGGGCCACCUGCUUUCCUUGGUGGUGAAUCUAAACCAGGUGGACUGGGAUGAGCAGCUCCAGAAGAUUCUCUUUCUGCAGAACCGAGACUCCUACAACGAUGAAGAGGAUGAAGAUGAUGAAUACCUCGACAGCCUGGAGGAUUCCUCCGCAGAGGACUCUGACGCUGACAUCUGGCCGACGUUUGUCAGCCUUCCGGAAGCCCUGGACGUCGCCCAGGAGCGGGACAAGGGCCCAGCUGUAACCGUUAGCGUGGAUGACACGUGCUCCUAUUGCAACAGGCUCACCGACGAAGGCAACAGUGACGUGUUCACCAUGCUACAAUGCGAAUCCUGUCGGGGCUGGGUUCACCACAUGUGUGUGCGGAGGGAGCACGGAGAUGAAGACUGGAAAGCCCGCUUCCGGUGCCGCCUCUGCUUACCGCUGUCAGCCUGAGAAUCAUCACCAUGAUCAGUGGAACAACACUAAGGUCUUUAAUUGGGGCAGAGCAGCCGCAGCUCCAUAGCAAGUCCUCGGGGUGCUUGAAGAUGGGAACUGGGGACGGGGUUGGCGUGGGGCACCAGAACAGAGAGAGGGAAGAAUGUGGGUCCUUUGGCAUAACUGGCUAAAUAAAGACCAGCAAGAAGCCGUGGCAACCUCCGGAAGAGGAAAGUUCGGGGUUUUCCACAAUCAUCCGAAGCUGCACUAUAAUGUCGGGCGAUUCGUUGGCCUGGGAACAGACGUGAUGCAGUUCGGUCCAUCCUCAGUCAGUGCUGCUUGUCAUUUCCUCUCCUGAUUCCUAAGAAUUCUGAAACCCCAAUAAAGGGCUGAGGCCACUGUUUGGUUGGAA
Messenger RNA from Dromiciops gliroides (monito del monte), 2113 nucleotides. RefSeq lists its product as uncharacterized. Bases 1 to 1719 code for a protein of 572 amino acids. Gene Ontology annotation, molecular function: nucleic acid binding. Gene Ontology annotation, biological process: DNA integration. NCBI's taxonomy places the organism in Eukaryota, Metazoa, Chordata, Mammalia, Microbiotheria, Microbiotheriidae. The transcript has 13 exons. The record is from RefSeq and is a predicted model, not a curated record.